UCGUGCCGCCGGAAGUGGGAGGUGUCGCGCGCGGGCCGGCGCUCGACCCCUCCCCCGUGGCUCGGCCGCCCCCUCCCCCCGCUCCGCCCGCUCAGAGCGCGAUGGCAGCAUCUGAGGUGGCUGGUGUUAUGGCCAAUGCCUCCAAUCCUCCGGAAUCCUCUUCUAGUUUAUGUGCUUCCAAAUCAGAAGAAAGUCUCCCAGAUGGUCUAAGCCCCAAAGACCCAGCGCAGAAGCAGAAGAACUCACCUCCAUCGAGUGUAAGUAGCCAAACGAUAACCAAGGAGAAUAACAGAAAUGUCCAUUUGGAACACCCAGAGCAGAAUCCUGGUUCAUCAGCGGGUGACACUUCAGCAGCGCAUCAGGAGGUUUUAGGAGAAAACUUGAUAGCCACAGCCCUGUGUCUUUCUGGCAGUGGGUCUCAGUCUGAUUUGAAGGACUUGGCCAGCACAGCAGGAGAGGAGGGGGACACAAGCCUCCAGGAGAGCCUCCAUCCAGUCACUCGGUCUCUUAAGGCAGGGUGCCAUACAAAGCAGCUUGCCUCCGGGAAUUGCUCUGAAGAGAAAUCCCCACAAGCCUCCAUCCCAAAGGAAGGUAGCAGGGACACAGGCUUGGAUUUCCGACCUGUAGUGCCUCCAGCAAAUGGGGUUGAAGGAGUCAGAGUGGAUCAGGAUGAUGAUCAGGAUAGCUCUUCCCUGAAGCUUUCUCAGAACAUUGCUGUACAGACUGAUUUUAAGACAGCAGAUUCAGAGGUGAACACAGAUCAAGAUAUUGAAAAGAAUCUGGACAAAAUGAUGACAGAGAGAACCCUAUUAAAAGAACGUUACCAGGAAGUCCUGGACAAGCAGAGGCAGGUGGAGAAUCAACUCCAAGUGCAAUUAAAGCAACUUCAGCAGAGGAGAGAAGAAGAAAUGAAGAAUCACCAGGAGAUAUUAAAGGCUAUACAGGAUGUGACAAUAAAGCGAGAAGAAACAAAAAAGAAGAUAGAGAAAGAAAAGAAGGAGUUUUUGCAGAAGGAACAGGAUCUGAAAGCUGAAAUUGAGAAGCUGUGUGAGAAGGGCAGAAGAGAGGUAUGGGAAAUGGAACUGGAUAGACUCAAGAAUCAGGAUGGUGAAAUAAAUCGGAACAUUAUGGAAGAGACAGAGCGGGCCUGGAAGGCAGAGAUCUUAUCAUUAGAAAGCCGGAAAGAGUUGCUCGUAUUGAAAUUAGAAGAAGCAGAAAAAGAAGCAGAACUGCACCUUACUUACCUCAAAUCAACUCCCCCAACACUGGAGACAGUUCGUUCCAAGCAGGAGUGGGAAACUAGACUAAAUGGAGUUCGGAUAAUGAAAAAGAAUGUUCGGGACCAGUUUAACAGUCAUAUCCAGCUAGUGAGGAAUGGAGCCAAGCUGAGCAGCCUUCCUCAAAUCCCUACCCCAACUUUGCCUCCACCCCCAUCAGAGACAGACUUCAUGCUUCAAGUAUUUCAACCCAGUCCCUCUCUGGCUCCUCGGAUGCCCUUCUCCAUUGGGCAGGUCACAAUGCCCAUGGUUAUGCCCAGUGCAGAUCCCCGUUCCUUGUCUUUCCCAAUCCUGAACCCCACCCUUUCCCAGUCUAACCAGCCUUCCCCACCCCUUCCUGGCUCCCAUGGGAGAAAUAGCCCUGGCUUGGGUUCCCUUGUUGGCCCUCAUGGUCCACACAUGCCCCCUGCCGCCUCCAUCCCGCCUCCCCCAGGCUUGGGCGGUGUUAAGGCUUCUACUGAAACUCCCCGGCCCCAACCAGUAGACAAACUGGAGAAGAUCUUGGAGAAGCUGCUGACUCGGUUCCCACAGUGCAAUAAGGCCCAGAUGACCAACAUUCUUCAGCAAAUCAAGACAGCACGUACCACCAUGGCAGGCUUGACCAUGGAGGAACUGAUCCAGUUGGUAGCUGCACGACUGGCCGAACAUGAGAGGGUGGCAGCAAGUACUCAGCCACUUGGUCGGAUCCGGGCCUUGUACCCUGCUCCGCUGGCCCAAAUCAGUACCCCAAUGUUCUUGCCUUCUGCCCAAGUUUCAUAUCCUGGAAGGUCUUCACAUGCUCCGGCUACCUGUAAGCUGUGUCUGAUGUGCCAGAAACUUGUCCAGCCCAGUGAGCUGCAUCCAAUGGCAUGUACCCAUGUGUUGCACAAGGAGUGUAUCAAAUUCUGGGCCCAGACCAACACAAAUGACACUUGUCCCUUUUGUCCAACUCUUAAAUGAUGGACCUGACUGGGGAGGAAGAAGAGGAAAACUGAUGUGAACAGGAAGCGCGGGUUCAAGAUUUCUAAAACUCUAUAUUUAUACAGUGACAUAUACUCAUGCCAUGUACAUUUUUAUUAUAUAGGUAAUGUGUGUAUAGAAAGUCUGUAUUCAAAUGUUCGUAAAUGAAAGUAUGUAUAUUAUGCAGAAACAGUUCAAUCCCCCUCAUCUUGCAAUUCUUUUGGGGGUUACAGAUUAUAGGGAAGAUGAUGUUUAAUUUGGCCUUGAAAUGUGAUAUCCUUGCCUGGGGCUGUUAUCAAAUACAUCUAGGAAGCUGCUGUUGCUCUGAGGCCAUCCUGCUUUGGUUUGGCUCAGCCUGUAAUUCAUUUCCUUAAGGCUCAUGUAUGCAGAUUUGAAGCCUGGUGCUCACCUGCUGUCCAACCAGAUGCCUUGCUUACUGAGAGCCUUUGCAAGCCUCAGUGUUGUUCUAGUCCCUCCACUUCAAAUGAGUGAAAUGAGACUCUCUGAUUGAGGUAAAAAAAUGUAACCCUAAUAGUUCGACUCUUCAUUGAAUAUUUUACUGUGUUAAUGCUCAUUAUUUAUACAUAGACAUUAGGUUUACAGAAUAUUCUGUUUUACAUCAGCAAAAUUCACAGUCCAAGAAUAACAACCACAUAACCAAGUCCCAUUUCCCCUGCCAGCUUCUGUCCAACCUACUUUCUGGAUAGAAAUUAGCACAACCCACAGGUUUUUCAUGGGGUAAGCCAUCCCUGGCUACCAUUGGCUUGGCUUCUAGUCUAGUUCUGACAGGCCACCUUGUAAAGUCCUCACCCCUUCCAUUUCACUCUGGUCUCCUAGUCUAGCUAACCCCCCUCCCCCCCCCGAAGGUUAAGGCAGUUGGUUCACAACCAAGUUGUUUGGUGACCUUGGGUGAGCUCCAGACAGGCACUGGGGUGAGGAGGUGUCUGUGCAAAAUUACUUGCAGAAUGAUCUUGGGAUGCUGGGUUUUAAUUUCCAAAGCAAGAAAGGUAUGGGGGAUGUGUUUCCUGUCCUGGGAAAAAUGGAGACCAAAGUGAUAUGAAGAAGGGAGGUGGGAUUUCACAUUUAUAAAUCAUUUGUUCUGUGAAUAUCUAUCUGGAACAAGAUCAUUUUUCCACCUCUGCUUACUGAGCACUUCUGGCUUUUAGGUUUUAUACCUGGGAAGGCUGUGACUCUCUUAGAGCUUUGAAUCUUUUCCUAACCUGUUAUCUUUAUUCCUUCAGGAAAUGGCUUUUGCUCCCUUCUCUUUUGGAGUUAAGCAAGUAAAAACUGAGUGUUAAUCCAAAAAAAAAAAAAA
Urocitellus parryii (Arctic ground squirrel) is the source of this 3531-nucleotide messenger RNA. RefSeq names its product ring finger protein 214 (gene Rnf214). Lineage: Eukaryota; Metazoa; Chordata; Mammalia; Rodentia; Sciuridae. The record is from RefSeq and is a predicted model, not a curated record. Gene Ontology annotation, molecular function: ubiquitin-protein transferase activity.